This is a messenger RNA of Epithele typhae, 2436 nucleotides long. RefSeq lists its product as uncharacterized. The transcript has 5 exons. NCBI's taxonomy places the organism in Eukaryota, Fungi, Basidiomycota, Agaricomycetes, Polyporales, Epitheliaceae. The record is from RefSeq and is a predicted model, not a curated record. Gene Ontology annotation, molecular function: DNA binding. Bases 1 to 2436 code for a protein of 811 amino acids.
AUGCAGCCCGACGCCCACAAGCAGCGCCGCCGCAACUGGCUUCACGGCCUCGCGACCCUCAUGGCCAACCGCGGUACUCCCCUCCCACCCCAGCUAACAGGCGUCCCGCUCCCCGCCAACUUUGACCCCGCGAACAUGCCCUGGAAGUCUCUGGAAGUCUCCCACACCGACCUCGGUGUCGUCAAGCUUGCUGGCCGCGACCUCGACCUCUUCAGGCUCUGGGGACUCGUAACUUCGUCCGGAGGCAGCGCCGCGGUCCAAGGCGCCAACAGCUGGAAUGUGAUCCGCAUGCAACUCGCCCUACCCGAAACCAUGCCUAGCGAGCAAGGAGAACUCCCUCUCGUCGGUACCCUCGAGAGGUAUUACAACGCCCUCCUCGGUCCAUUUGAAGAGGCAUACCGCAGGAACAUGAUGGAGCAGCGUCAACGCCAAAUGCGACCAGGAAUGAACACCGGCAUGAACCCUGGCAUGAACCCUGGCAUGAAUCCCAACAUGAACCAGAAUAUGAUGCCGCCAGGAGGGAUUCCUCCGGUCAAUGCGGCUCGACCCAUCGGGGGCGCACAUCCUGGCACUAUCCAGCCCAACCUCUUAUUCAACUCGCUGUGGUCAGGCGGAGGGAUGCCAGGAGCGAUGGCAACGAACGGGGCCACCAUGCCCGCUAUGAAUGGCGCAGGUGUGAUGCCUAUGCCUAAGAUGACUGCGGGAGGUUUCCCAAACAUGCCUUCGCUCGCGCCGAAUGGCUCCGUGGAUAUUGGCAGCGACGACAUGGAGACUCGGAAGCGGAAGAUGCAGGAAGCAGUUGAGAUCGAUGCGAAACGAGCUAGACAAAAAACAGGAGGGUCGGAUGUGUCGGAUUCACGGUCGGUAAGUCUAAGAAUAGUCCAUAGCACCGAGCGCCCCCGAACCAGCGGUGCCACCAUCACUCGUACCAUACGCCAGCCGUCACGGCGAAAGAUUGAAUAUGUGCCAUUUGCGCCCGAAUUACCGACGCACGGAGGUCGAGAUCUGGACGCUAUUCAAACCGAAUGGAUCCGUAUGACCAAUAGGCCAAUCAAGCACAGCGACGAGUUCGGCCAUGUCGACAUCGACGCCUUGACGCUCUCCCUACGCUCCCGUAUAUCCACCGAGCUGUCGUACUCGCUAGCAACCUUUGGAUUGCUCGCUCUUGUUCGCCCACAGACGCAACACUCCCGUGAACGUGAAGUCGGCUUCCCAAUAGCACAAGCUCCCGAGUUGCUGGAUGAGGCAGUUGAUCUCGUUGAAGACUUCGCCUUCGACGGGAUGGAAGAUUCAGGCGAAUCCAACGACGAUGCGCCCCUUCUCACUCACAAGCACCUUUUGGACUUGAUCGUUGAAGACGAGGGGAAGCCGUUCGCCGCUCUUCACGUGGGCCAAGGCACAAAAGAUCUCAAAGCUGGGCCAGGGCCACGACGAGCAGAUGUCGUUCUCAACGUCGUAUUCAUCAUUCGUAGCAUUUCACAAGGCGACGAAGCCAGCGCAACGUACCUCGCAAAACAUCCUAAACUUGUUCCCGUCUUAAUGCGCCUAUGCAGUCUAGCUCCGCUCAAGAAAGGCUCGCCGCCCACCCCUCUCUCACCCAUCCUAUCUCUCACCGACCUGCUCACCAUCCGCCGAGAGGUCAUCUACAUGCUCAUCAGCUUCAACACGAAUAUCGACCUUACCUCCCAAUCUAACUCCACGCAACGCAUGAUCCGUCGGACGUAUGAAGUCAUCGUUUCGUACCUCGUGGACACCUCCGAAACUAUUUCCCCCUUUCAGUAUAUCCUCCAGACUGGUAUCAGCCUUCAGCACCCCAAGCCUCCGUCUCCCCCCUCGCUCGCCAACCACGCCCUCGAGGCCUUCGCUCGCUUCACGCACUUCGACGACUCCCGUCGCGCCGUCGCCCGGGCGGUGCCCGAACGCUGGCUUUGGACGCUUUUCGAAGGCCUCGUCCACCGCCUGCCGGUGACAGAUCAUGACUUCCAAGCGAUCAUGCGCGAAUCGUGGAUAGCAUACCUCGAGCGUCUCGUCCUCUGCCUGUACUCACUCGCAUUUCUCGCGCCCCCGUCGCUCAAGGAACGCGCGAAGCGCGACACCGCGCUCGGCUUCAGCAAGGUCGUCAUGCGCCUCCUCCGCAAGCUCGUUAUCACCCUCCCGCCCGAGAGCCGGCGGAUGUUCGCGGACCUGCUCCGGCGCGCGGUCGAGCUCCUCAAGGUCGUCGACGACGCCGCGGACUCGUUCGACGUUGGGAACGCCGCCGCCGCGCCGACGCUCACGUUUGGGGUCGGGUAUGGGGAGCAUGGGGACGCACGCGUCGAGCGCGGGCUCGGGAUGUUGUGUGCGUACCAGGAGGACAUCACGUUCGGGCUCAUGAUGCAGCACGAGCUCGAGCCGGCGCUCUUCUCGGAGCUUGAGAGUCUCGCGCGGGUCGGGUGA